Molecule: messenger RNA, 603 nt
Organism: Oreochromis aureus
Lineage: Eukaryota; Metazoa; Chordata; Actinopteri; Cichliformes; Cichlidae
Exons: 5
Coding region: 1-603 (200 amino acids)
Molecular function (GO): transferase activity
Source: RefSeq, a predicted model, not a curated record
AUGCAGAAGGCCUCAGAACUGGUUCCCAGUGGGAUGCUGUCAGUCAUUGGUAGACCUCAGGAUCAGUAUAAUUAUGCCUGUCUGCAGGCAAAAGAGCACUGCAAGAGUCUGGGGAUGGAGAAUCCUGUGUGCUCUGUGGCCAACUACCUGUUUCCAGAUGGCUCUGGAUUUCCUCCAGGAAAACUCUCGCGCCUAAAGUUCAUGCGGACCAAAACUCUCCCAGUCAGUGGUGCGUUCCAUACUGAGCUGAUGGCAUCGGCUACUGAACCCCUCAGAGAGGUGCUCCGGCAGGUGGAGAGUGAGGGAAAGUCUUCCCUUCACCAUGAACUCAAACUGAAGAGACGGAUCCAGCGGGAAAACAGUCAGCGGGAACGCAGCGGGAGCGCCCGCAGCAGCUGCAGCAGCAGGGGCAGCCAAUCUGAUGACUUGACUAUCCAUGAGACGGAGAAGACAGAAAAAGAGAAAGACAAACAGGACUUAGAGAUUGAAAACAUUAUCAAGAUCGUAAAGAGGAAAGAUGCUGAGCUGAAGCAGCUCUCACACACAGAGGAUCACAUCCAGUUUCUACACAACUACCCCUCACUGUCAGCACUCAGUGUGUAA